Messenger RNA from Rhododendron vialii, 948 nucleotides. RefSeq lists its product as uncharacterized. NCBI's taxonomy places the organism in Eukaryota, Viridiplantae, Streptophyta, Magnoliopsida, Ericales, Ericaceae. The coding region runs from base 226 to 660 and encodes 144 amino acids. The transcript has 3 exons. The record is from RefSeq and is a predicted model, not a curated record.
AAAUAAGCGCAUUAAUUUUUUUUUCUACGCUCUCCUUAAAGUUUUUUCUUUUUUUCCUUUUUUCCCCCCAAAUUAGAAUUUAAUUUCAAACCAGUUGACAAUUAACACACUCCAAAACCAAUUCCUGACGUCCAAAAUCCAAUAGAAAAACCCUAAACACAAACACCACCCCCCCCCCCCCCCCCCCCCCCCCCAUUUCCGUCGACAACAACCCAAAAAAUCCCGAUGUCGAACGAUCGCGCCGGCGACGGGAAGGACAACGACAAGGACAGGGCCGUCGCGAAGACGGCGGGGUUUGUGGUAUUUUCCGGCAUCGCAAUGAGUAUCCUCAAAGCCCUAAACCCUCUCAACAAGCCCAACCUCCAAUGCACCCACAACAACACCAACAACGGCGAUCAAACCGAACCGGUCGGCGGCGAUUCGACUCAGACGGAUCAUAAACACCAGUCUUUCUCUCUCCAAGAACCCACCAUCAAGAAACCCAUUACUUCUGUGGAGCAAAAUGUGCCGGGAUCAUUGCUGAGGAAGGUGGAGAUUGUAAAGGGAGAUACCCUUUGGGGCCUUUCUAGAAAAUAUGGGGUAUCUAUCGAGGCAAUUAAAGAAGCUAAUGGGCUUACAGGGGACACUAUCUAUGCUGGCAAGAAACUUAUUAUACCCUGAUGUGACAUAUUUGUACUUGUUGUUUGUCUGUAAUUUUUUCUUGAUGUUAGGCUGUCAGAUUAGGUCUUAUGAGGGGUAAAAAAGACUUUGUCGGAUUUGGAAUAUUGCUUUUUUUCAACCCACUGUGUUGUCCUCGAACUCAUAUGAUGUGGCAAAGGAAAUUUGUGAACAGAGAAAUGGCCCUCAUUUUGUCUGGCAUUGAGAGCAAGGCGUGAUGUGACAUACGAGCCCAAACGCUUUGUUUUCUUGGACCUAUGAAUGGGGAUAUUCCUGAACGAUUGUGGUCUA